Siniperca chuatsi (mandarin fish) is the source of this 2536-nucleotide messenger RNA. RefSeq names its product transmembrane protein 43. Gene Ontology annotation, cellular component: nuclear inner membrane. Bases 254 to 1465 code for a protein of 403 amino acids. The transcript has 12 exons. Lineage: Eukaryota; Metazoa; Chordata; Actinopteri; Centrarchiformes; Sinipercidae. Gene Ontology annotation, biological process: nuclear membrane organization. The record is from RefSeq and is a predicted model, not a curated record.
UAGGUGGCGGCAUGCACCUCUAACGUUGGUUUGUAGCUCGCCAGUAAAAUAGAAGAAGAAGAAGAAGAAGAAGAAGAAGAAGAAGAAGAAGAAGAAGAAGAAGAAGAAGAAGAAGAAGAAGAAGAAGAAGAAGAAGAAGAAGAAGAAGAAGAAGAAGAAGAAGAAGAAGAGUUGUUGUUGUGUUCGUUUCGUGUCGCUGGCAUCAUCAUCUCCAACUUUACUGUUUGACUGUGGAGUUGAACUAGUCAGAGAAAUGUCUUCAGCACAGACAUUUUCAGGUAAAGACCCAAACCAACACAAGCGUGUAUCUGUUCAGUCCAACCCUGGAUUCCUGGAGCGAUUAAGUGAAACUGCAGGAGGAACUGUUGUUGGCGUCGGACUGUUUUUCCUCUCAAUUUAUGUUCUCUUCACCAAUGAGGGGAGGGCUCUGCAAACAGCAUCCUCCCUGGAUGAAGGUCUUUCUCAGGUUGUGUCGUUGGGGCCUUUCUCCAGCCUCGACCUGCAGAACAACAACCGUCUAGUUCAUCUGUCUGCACAGCUGCGCACCUCACAGCCCCUGCAUGACCCCAACUACAGAGUGGUGGUGCAGGCAGUGAAGCUGAAGAGGCAGGUGGAGAUGUAUCAGUGGGUGGAGUACCGGGAGAGCAAGGACUACCAAGAGGACGGUGAGACCAAAACUGAGACGACGUACACCUACAACACCGAGUGGAAAUCAGAGUUGAUCAACAGUCGGAAUUUUGAUAAGGAAAUCGGUCACCAGAACCCAAGUGCCAUGGCUGUUGAGAGUGUCACGGUGGUGACUCCUGAAGUCAGAGUUGGACCUUUCAUUCUGUCUAAAGGCCUAGUGGAGCAGAUAAAUAACUUCCAGACGCUGAGUUUGAGGGAUUUCACUGCCUUUAACUUGGACCCUUUUCUCAGCGUUGAUGACGAUUAUUUCUAUCACACUCAAUUCCCACGCAGGCCGGAGGUUGGGGAUGUGCGCGUGAGAUUCUCCUUCGCUGGACUGAGUGGUGAGACGUCUCCCCUCGGCCCGCCUCAAACUGUCAGUAUCGUGGCCAUGCAGAGAGGGGAGCAGCUGAUGCCUUUUAAAACCAAGUCAGGAGACACUCUGGAGAUCCUGUACCUGGAGGAGCUCUCUGCAGAGGAGGUUUUUAUGAAAGAACACCAGCACAACAGUAUGAAGACAUGGGGACUCAGGGCUGCAGGCUGGGCCCUCAUGUUCCUUAGUAUUCAGCUGACCAUGCGCAUCAUCUACACAUUGGUGGAUUGGGUUCCUGUUCUCAGAGAGCUUGUGUCCGUGGGGCUGAAGAUCUUCGCCUUGUGUGUCUCCUGCUCUUUGUCUCUUCUCACCAUCGGAGUAGCUUGGCUUUUUUACCGACCGUUAGUGGCUGUGGCUCUGGGAGCACUAGCUCUGCUUCCAGUGUUUCUCACCCGCUCAGGACUUCCAGCCAAGAAGAACGAGUGACUAGUGAACUGAUGAUUAUCAUAACAGUUUCUGAUGCCUGGCUGUAGCCACCCAUCAGAGCUGUGAGACAGUAUUGUGCAGCUGUUUUUUUGUUUAUUUCCACAGCAGGAUUACACACCACAUAGGAAAAAAGACAUUCUAUGGUAAUAAAUGUGCUUUGUUGUAAUAGGUAUAAUCAUUGCUUUCAUCCAAAAUCAGUCAGUGUUUCAGUGGACUUGAACAUAAUCAUUUUUAGUAAUAGUCACUACUGAUGUUGUGGAAGCUGAUGCCUCAAAUGUUAUCAGAUGCGACCUUUUUAAAAGUUCAUCCACCGAUAAGCCUCACUGUGCUCUCACUUGGUAUUUUGUUGCUGGAAGAUGCACAGCAAACUCUUUUUCAUCUAGAUAUUUUGUUGCUCACAAUGAGCAACACAAGAUUACUUUAGUCUCGUUUUUACUGUAAAUAUAACUCACCAAAGACUUGUUGCUCCCUCCACAGAAUGUAGACACAAGUGUCAGUUUCAGGUACACCUAGCUAAAGCUAACUCAGUCUAAUACAACAAUCCUGCAAUAAAGCCGACCUUCAUGGAGAUUAUAAUGUUGAGUUUUUGUUGAAACUGUUUUAGAAGGUGUUGAUUCAACUGUGUGGAGGAUGUAGUUUGUGGUGCUCUUGACAUAUUGUUAUACUGAGAGGUGAUUCUAUUAUUUAGUCUAUACUCAUCGAUUGUAAAUGAGGUGGACAAAGUAUUAGUUUCAACAAAAACUGAACAUUAUAACGUUCAUGAAGGUAGGAUUUAUUGCAGGACUGUUUUAGACUGCAUUAGCUUUGGCUAGGUGUACCAAAUAAAUUGGUAAGAAUGUCAGUGCUUUGGGGCGCCCCGGUAGUUCACCUGGUAUGUACCAUGUAUCAGGGCUGAGUCCUUACAGAAAUGGGAGAAAUGCCAAAAAAAAAACAAAUUAUGUCAGUGCCUUUUCUAAGCACUUUGUCUGGACAAAAUGACCCAUCUUGGUGAAAUACCAAAGAACUGAGGAUCUGCAAUAUUGUUGUAUUGUUUGAAUGCAAUUUAUGUCAAUAAAGCACUUUUUGUAUCAA